Molecule: messenger RNA, 1945 nt
Organism: Trametes versicolor FP-101664 SS1
Lineage: Eukaryota; Fungi; Basidiomycota; Agaricomycetes; Polyporales; Polyporaceae
Exons: 7
Coding region: 26-1792 (588 amino acids)
Biological process (GO): regulation of DNA-templated transcription; cellular response to starvation
Cellular component (GO): nucleus
Molecular function (GO): DNA-binding transcription factor activity, RNA polymerase II-specific; zinc ion binding; RNA polymerase II transcription regulatory region sequence-specific DNA binding
Source: RefSeq, a predicted model, not a curated record
GCGAGCGACCCAUAAUAUCUCCCACAUGGCUCCCUCUGCGUCCCAGGACCUCCAGCCUAUCGCGCCCGCUAUGAGUGUCGCUCUUCCCCCGAGCACACAGCAUCCCUCCCUGCCGUCCUCCUCCACCCCCUCCGAGAACAGCACACCCAUUCCCUCUGGUUCAGCUCCGCAUUCAAGUAAAAAGCCAACCGUGAAGAGGAAACGGACCGGUGGCGGGGACCCUGCUAGCGACAGCGCGGACGGCAGCUCAACUCCUAGGACCCGCGAUGGGCCAAAAAAGAAAAAGGCUAACCGCGCCUGCUUUCAUUGCCAGAAGGCGCAUCUCACAUGCGACGAUUCACGACCAUGUCAAAGGUGCAUCAAGCGCGGUAUGGCAGACAACUGCACAGAGGGCCACCGUAAGAAGGCGAAGUACCUGCUGGAUGAAGAGGAACUAGAAGCAUUGAAACGGGGUAAGUCUGGCGAGGGUUCCUCGAAGACCGCGGAGACCUCCACACAACCCCGACAACCACCACCAAUACCAGAACAGGCCGUACCAGCCUCGCAUUACAUCACCUCCGAGGCAAUGUACCCCGCGUACCAAGCACCCGGAUCGUAUGGGAUCCCAGCCGAGGCCGCAAACCUCGAAUAUUCCAUCCUCUCUGCGAUCCUCGGGGCGUCGCCCGAUUCGGGAUCAGGGGGCUCCCCCGCGACUACUCAUGCGCCUCCAGUCGCGAGCACAUCAUAUGCCCCCGCACAGUCAUCGGGGCUCGCAGCUGCUGCCUGGCCCGCCGAACCCGCGGGCCAGUACGCACAGAACCAGGCGGGCGGCGCGCAGGGAUACACGGGCGCCGGAGGCCCAGGGUAUGGUGAGCAGCAGCCGCCCCUUGCCCUUCCGCCGUCCGACACGACGUACCCCGCGCCGUCCGCAGGCGGCGUGCCCCCAGAGUACAUCACGCCCGCCGCCACGACGGGCUACUCUGCGAUGUAUCCGCCGCAAGCGGGCCCGGGGGCGUCUGCCCAGUACGCCGAUUAUGCCGCUGACCAGUCGCAAGCCCAAGCGCAGGGCUCGAGUGCGGGCGCGUACCCGUCGUCCUCGGCGGUGACGCAGUCCCCACCGUCGUCGUUCCUCUCGCGGCCGCGGCGGAAUAACCCGAGUUCGCCGACCGCGGCGCGGAUGGUGCCGAACUGGGCGGGGUCGCCGAUAUCGGCGCAGGCCAUCACGGCGGGCGAGGGCGCGGGCGCGGUGCAGAGCGUGUACAAGAGCGUGACGAAGGGUUACGACUAUACGCAGGGAUACCAUUUCCUGAUGAAGCACCUGAGCCGGAGGUUCGACAAGAACGAUAUCCUGCGCAUAGUACGCGCGCUGGCGAUCGUACGACCGUCGUUCAUCGCUCUACAAAUGCCGAUGUCAGAAGAGGACGAGGUCUUCGUGGAGAAGUGCUUCCAGCGCUCGCUCAUUGAGCUCGACAAGCUCGUCUCGUUCUCGGGCACGCCGACUGUUGCGUGGCGUCGUACGGGCGAAAUCUGCCUCGUCGGCCCCGAGUUCUGCAUGCUCACCGGCUGGGAGCGCGAGGAGCUCGUCGGAAGGCGCAAGUACAUCUACGAGCUGUUCGAAAACCAGUCGGUGGUGGAGUACUGGGAGAACUUCGCGAACCACGCGUUCGAGAACACGACGCAGUCCGUGUACUCGCAUUGCGUGCUCCUCAAGCCGAGCGGUGCACCAGUCCCUUGCACAUUCUGCUUCUCCAUCCGCCGUGAUAUCAUGGACCUCCCUAGUCUCGUUAUCGGACAAUGGUUGCCGUUAUUAUAACACGCGGCGCACACCCAAUCCGCCCUCCCCAGUCCCCGCACACCUACCCAGUCAUCUCCACCCUCCCCGUCGCCGCCAACGCAGAAGUUUCCGCCAGUUAUCCACUGUACACUCUCCCGCACUUCGCGCUGCACCCCGCCAGCACACGCCUAC